This is a messenger RNA of Cuscuta epithymum, 1529 nucleotides long. Lineage: Eukaryota; Viridiplantae; Streptophyta; Magnoliopsida; Solanales; Convolvulaceae. The record is from the annotation of a GenBank genome assembly.
AUUUUCUCUAAAUGUGCUAGUGGUAUUGAAUUGAUUGGUUAUGUUGAUUCUAACUAUGCAAAUGAUAGAGAUAACAGGAAGUCGACCACUUCUUAUGUUUUUACUUUGUGUGGCUCUUGCAUUAGUUGGAAGUCUCAACUACAACCUAUUGUGGCCCUUUCUACCACUGAGUCCGAGUAUGUUGCAGCCACAGAAGCGUUUAAGGAAGCCAUCUGGCUCAAACGCCUUGUCUCCGAAAUUGGGUUUCUCAAAAAGGGAGUUACCAUUUUCUCGGAUAGCCAAUUGGCUAUCCAACUUUGCAAAAAUCCUGUAUUUCAUGAUAGAACUAAGCAUAUUGAUGUUAGGUUCCAUUUCAUACGUGAUAUUGUUGAUGCAGGUGGAGUCAAGCUGUGCAAGAUCCCAUCGGAGUUUAACCCCGCGGAUAUGGGUACCAAGUGUCUUUCUGCUGAGAAGCACUUGUCCUGUAAACGCGUGUUAAACUUUGACUGUGGAUAACUGUGGGUUGCGUAAUAAAGUGUUUGCCCGUUGUGUCUGUUGAUAUUCCGGGCGAUGAUGAGUCUUGUCACAACUUUGUAUUGUUACUCUACACCACCUAGGACCAAUAAGGUGGAGAAUGUUGGAGGUAUUGGUCCUACCAAGGCCUCCCUUCCACUUUAUUAGCUGAGGCUUGCACCCUAUUAAUUUACUCCCUCUUUGACACCUUUACCUUGGUAUAUUACCUGAUCAAUUAUAUACCUGGAUUGCUACCCCAUUGCUUCUGUCCGCUGCAACCUGUUUUUUUGGCUUAGCUUUUACCCGUGAGUGUCCUUACCACCUUGUGAUUGUCCUUGUUGUCUGCCCAUAGGCUGGCAGCCUACUAUAAGUCAACACUCUUCCUUGCCUUUGUGAAAUAAGCCUGCGAGAAACACUUCCAGAGAGCAGUGUCUUCCUUCUUCCUCUUUGUGAGUUCCUUUGUGGUUAGAAGAAGAGAGUUUAGAGAUAGGUGUGCUAUAGCUUCCCCUAGAGUGGUGUAUGUGAGUAGUGUGUGUAGAAAGACCUGAGCCGGAGACGGAAUCCAUACCUUACAUUACUGUUUUGAUCUGAGCCAAACCACACCGAAAACAUUUUGAGUCGUCCUACUAUUUGAACACUGGAUGAAGAAUCCUAACUUCGUUGAGAACCGUAGACUUGAUUACUUGAAGGCCUGAAGAGAGGUUGAAAAGUGCAACAACAUAACAACACCCUAAUUGAGAUGAAAUAAGGAUAUGACGUGAAAGAAAUCAACAACUAGUCAAAAAAGCUUCAUAUGGCAUUCUCGCUCAAGGUCAAAAAGGGACCACAGCUGCGGCUCAUCGGAGGAUGGUGGCAGCGAACUCGCAGAAGGGUGGUGGCUGUUGGACCAAAUAUUUGACGGGUUGAUUCUACAUAUGUUGGCCGUUAGAACGUUUUUAUGUAUUAAUAUGGUCAUUAAUAUGAUUAAGGAGAUAGUUAAUUAUAGCUGACAAGUAUUUAUGACGGGUCUAAAACCGUCGAACCAAUCCAUCGGCCAA